AUGGAGAAAGGUGAAGCAAUCUUCCACAUCCCACCCAUUACUUACGGCUUUGAGCAUGCGGCCCAGGGCUUCAUUGGUCUGUACCUACACGGGGGUUCCACCGGACCGUUCCCAACCGGCCCGGAUUUUAUGCAGGGAUGGGGCUCCUCCGGACCGCAGGGGCCUUACAGGCCCCUAUCUCCAGGGGGGCAUAACCUCGGGAGUGUGCUCGUUGAUGCCGGCAGUGAGAGGCCCGGACAGGAUAUAAAUUCUCCGGGGAGAUGGCAACAACGUGGCAAUGUCACAUUUGAUCUCUCUCCGUCAUCCGAGAGACAGAGAAGAACCACGAAUCCGGCCAAAAGCAUGGCGCAACCCAGCAAACCCACCAAUAGCUACACACAAGGCCACUCCAACUACACGGUGGCAACGCACCUGACGCGCACGGCCGAGUCGGACGCCGCGUUCCUGCUCCCGCACAUCAAGACGACGGACCACAUCCUCGACGUGGGCUGCGGGCCGGGCACCAUCACGACGGGGCUGGCCAAGUACGCCAGCGAAGGCGCAACGGUGGGGGUGGACAUGUCGGGCGAGGUGCUGGCGAAAGCCAAAGCCGUGGCCGCGGAGGCGAACGUGCCCAGCUCGGGGCCGGGGUCGGUGGCGUUCCAGGAAGCCAACGUGCUGGAAGGGCUGCCCUUUGCGGACGACGCGUUCGACGUCGUCUUUGCGUCCCAGGUGCUCGGGCACAUGACGCCGCGGGACGUGGCGCGGCGGGCGCUGCGCGAGAUGCGCCGCGUGCUCAAGCCCGGCGGCGUGCUGGCCACGCGCGACGGCGCCGAGCAGCACUUCUACCCGCGCGCCUCGGACCUCGACCGCCUGUGGGUGGGCAACUCGGCGCGCGCGCUGCGCAAGGGCGCCCCGGCGGCCGACGACACGUUCGAAUCGACCGCCACGAGCAUGCCGGCGCUGCUGCGCAGCGUGGGCUUCGACCCGGAUGCCGGCAAGGUCCGCAUCGGCGCCGGGAGCGUGGUCUUCGCGGGCCCCGAGACGAGGAAGUGGUUGGCCUGGCGCGCCGUCGGCCAGCUGACGCAGGGCGACCCGUUCCACCAGAGCUGGCGGGACGCCGGCAUCACCGAGGACGAGAUCCAGCAGACCCUGCAGGCCGUCCAGAAAUGGGCCGAUACGGAAGAUGCCUGGUUCGCCGCGCUCCAGUGCGAGAUGCUUGCGUGGAAGUAGGUGCGCUGGGCCGGUUUCGAGACGCGCGGGAGGCUAAAUCAUCGGUGGUCGACCUAACACAUCGUGGAUGCCAUAGCCCUUAUACGAACCCCAAUAUAUGCCCAUACUAUACCCGGAAUUAAUGAGUUGCUGAUUGAAACA
Cladophialophora immunda is the source of this 1353-nucleotide messenger RNA. RefSeq lists its product as uncharacterized. The transcript has a single exon. The coding region runs from base 1 to 1212 and encodes 403 amino acids. The record is from RefSeq and is a predicted model, not a curated record. NCBI's taxonomy places the organism in Eukaryota, Fungi, Ascomycota, Eurotiomycetes, Chaetothyriales, Herpotrichiellaceae.